Molecule: messenger RNA, 4933 nt
Organism: Hippocampus comes (tiger tail seahorse)
Lineage: Eukaryota; Metazoa; Chordata; Actinopteri; Syngnathiformes; Syngnathidae
Gene: ino80da
Product: INO80 complex subunit Da
Exons: 10
Coding region: 896-3835 (979 amino acids)
Cellular component (GO): nucleus
Source: RefSeq, a predicted model, not a curated record
GUGUAAACUGUGUAAUUACUGUAAUAAGAAGCAGAAACUUCCUUGACAGCAAAGCACACCUGUUUGCAUACAUUUUAUUUUGUGGUCUGACCAAAGAUGGAUACAAAUACAUUUUGCACACGUAAAUAAUAGUGUUGACAUUCUUCCACAUCCAUUGAGAUUUACACUAUAUAUAUGUAUGCAUUAAAACUAAUUUUAAGUAGUGAGCCCAGUGAAUUAUUGCAGAAACAAAUUUCAGUCUUGCAGUUUUUUUAAAGAAAGUUGCAAAAUGUCUUGGGUGAUGCUGGGGUGCAAAGGAUGGAGCAGGAGUUGGUGUUUUGGUACCUGACACGUGGUCCAUCGUGAGUGAACAGUGGGUGAGAGUGGCAGUGCAGUAGGGCACAUUACACACAGACACAUCGAGAUGAAAUAGCCGCGUUUACGUGGAUUUGUCACUCAAACGACUCCACUCGGACCUCUCGCCAUAUAUGUGCCCUAAACGUAGAACAUGGCAACGGCACUGUCACACUUUUUGUUGCACUUCGGCACUGUGGGCGCUCUUAACAAAGUUGAAUUUCCAAUAUGGUUGGAGAGGUUGUUGUUGUCGAGCGGGUUGUUGUCAUGUCCCCGCAGUGCCUGUAGUGGUGCUGUGAGGGAGUCUGCCGUGGAUCUGACAAAAUCCUUAGCAGCCUACCUACUGCUUAAAAUUUGAUCGAGUGCUUAUUUUAUAUCCAUCCGAAAAUCGAGUAGCGCCGAGCUCGAUGAAGAUCACUAUUAUUGUUAAUCUAUCUCGGGACAUCGAUGCGCGAAUAGCCUAGCGGAUCGUAUUUGACAUUUCGGCCGUCUAUCUGGAGCGAAUACCGUUCAACGGCCCGUACCAAUUCAAGCUGAUGUUGUCAAGGACAAGAGUCACGUGAUGUAUGAAGGCAAACACAUACAUUUCUCAGAGGUGGACAAUAAGCCCUUGUGCUCGUACAGCCCGAAGCUCUGCAAGCAACGCAGACUCAAUGGCUACGCUUUCUGCAUACGGCACGUUCUGGAAGACAAGACCGCCCCCUUCAAGCAGUGCGAAUAUGUGGCCAAGUAUAACAGCCAGCGGUGUACCAACCCCAUCCCAAAGUCAGAAGAUCGCAGGUACUGCAACAGCCACCUGCAGGUACUUGGCUUCAUCCCCAAGAAGGAACGCAAGAAGAAGCACGAUGCUUUGGAGGAGAUGCGAUCGCGGGCUCACUUGGAGUCAGUGGCCCUCAACAUAACGGUGCCCUCUUUACCUUUAGCUUCCAACGGUCUGAACGAACUUCCACCAUCGCCACCCUGUACGCGCCUGCUCGCCCUUCCCGAUGGGGAAUUCCUGGAUCCGUUUACCUUCUACGAGGACGACACAGAUGGGGAGGAGAUGGGUCCUCCUCGGAAAAGCAACGCCAUCAAGAAGAAAUUGCAGAGUCGGCUGGUGCUGAACCAGAAAAUCUGCCAGGACGCGGACCGUUUCCAGACCCCUUCUGAGCACUUUAGCCCCUCCCUCAUCGCCCGCGUCCACCCAUCGUCGCCGCUCAACACUCACCCCCCACGGCAGCAAUCAGGUCUUGUCCAGCCGCCCUCUCAGCAGGGUCUAUUAUGCAAUCCAGCACCACCUCAGACGGUCAACUUCAUGUCUCCUGGGAUCGCCGUCAAUGCAUCAGGCAGUCCCGCGCAGCCACCGGGGCCGUCGCUCAGCAGGAAAACACCUUUUGCUUCCAAUCACAUGGUAGUCAUGCGACCUGCCUCCUACUCACCGCCACCCCACUGCCUGGCCAGGUUGCAGCAUCUGGUCCAGCUCUGUGCCAAGAGACAUCGGGAAUAUGGAGACCUGUUUCCUCAUUUAGGCCUGGACUGGUCGGAGGACAGCGCUGAUAAUGACGAUGAGGAUGAAGAAGUUGAAGCAGAGAGAUUUGUUCCUGGCCUGAGCACUUGGAGACCGCAGAAUGGGUUGGAGGAUGACGCUGGCUCCUCGCGGAGAACGCGACUGCUGAGGCUUUGCUCGUACCUGGAGCAAAAGUACAAGCACAUGUGCAGGCAGGAAAGGGCGAGUAUCCGCCAGAAGAGGUACCGCUACGCCUUCCGCAAAGCCUUGGUGCACGCCGCCACUAAGAACCCAGACUGUGCCGGGCAGCUCAUCCAGGAAUUACGUGGUUCCUUUCAAAGCCCUUCAAGUGCCGGAUCGGAACUUCAUCACGGCGGGGCACCUGCGGGACAGCAGAAAACAGACGCGGGGACAUGUACAGGCAGCACAAAAGGCCAGGCCUGCGACAACAAAGCGCUGCCCUUCACCAAACACUGUUUUCAGCACAUUCUGUUGAAUCGCUCCCAGCAGCUGUUUGCAAGCUGCACCGCCAAGUUCGCAGAUGGUCAGCAGUGCUCCAUUCCUGUGUUCGAUAUCACGCAUCAGACACCACUCUGUGAAGAGCAUGCCAAAAAGAUGGAUAACUUCCUCCGCGGGGAUGGCAAUCGGCGAGUGCACCACCACCAACACCAACACCACCACCACCAUCACCAGCAACAGCACCAGCGUAAGCCGCGCAAAAAGACCAAACCAGCGGCACUCACCAAAAAACACAAGAAGAAGAGGCGAGUGCCGCGGCGGCCUCAGAAACCCGUUCCUCCCGCCUUGCCUCAGGGGUACUUGGGAAUGCCGGCUAUGAACCUCGCUCUGUCCUCCCAGGCCAGCAUCAGGAGUCCCUCGACUCCAGAACUGAGCACAGAUGAACUUCCCGACGACAUCACCAACGAAAUGGAAGACAUUCCAAAUGACCUCGAGCUGAACCAGGAGGAUUUUUCGGAUGUUCUGCCGAGACUACCUGAUGAUCUUCAGGAUUUUGACUUGUUUGAAGGCAAGAACGGCGAGUUGCUGCCCACCACGGAAGAGGCCGAGGAGCUGGUGCGCACCCUGCAAGCCUUGGGGUCCUACCCGGACUCCCUAGUGUGCCUGACCUCCAUCGGAGACCUGGCCCCGUCAGAGGGAGUGGACCACCGAGCCUUGACCGUCUUUCCCGGUGCAGUCCAGCCGGGGGCCAUGGGGGACAUCCUCCACAGUCGCCUCUCGACGGAGAACUUUCCUAGCCUGGAGCUGGAGGACAACAUCCUGCAGUCCGCCGCGGGCCAUUUCCCCCCUUCCCCGCCAUCUCAACCCACGGACCUGCCCCAAACGUCAUCUGCCACUUCGGUGGCCCCCCCGACCGGCUCCCUGCUCACUCAGGCCCCCGAGCGGACGUUCGCCCGCUCGCGGCCCCCCGCUCACAUUCUGGCCAAAUCUGAUGGAGCGGUGACGUCGUCUCCCCAAGGCGGCUGCUUUAGCGGCGAGCACGUGGCAUCGCCGUACAGCGACCAAAUCCCCUCGCCCCACGCCGGCCCCUUCCAGACAGACGCCCCCCUCCUGCUGGAACCCCCCCGCUCAUCUUGGAACAAUCUCCCCCUGCCCCUCGCCGACCCGGCGCAGUUCGGGAAUCUCAUGGCGUCGGAAAGUCAUCUCAUCUCCACGUCGCUGUCCACCCCCCCGGCCGGCAGCCACUCCGUCAACUCUGUGACGCUGCAGCCUCUGGCCGCGCUCUCGGCCCUGCCUCAUAGCGGCCUGACGGGCUUGACCGCACCCCCGGCGCCCCCUUCUUCGUCCCCGCAUGACCCCCUGACCUCCAUGCAGCCCAAGCAGCAGCUCCCGCAGUUUAGCGCGGCCUUCGGUCACCAGUUGGCCUCACACAGCGGCAUCCCCAACGACCUGCAGCCCAGCCACAGCUCCACCGCGCCACCCGCCGGCUUCUCCAUAGUUAGUGCCACCACUGCAAGUGCCAACAGCGCCUCCGCCCCUUUCACGCAGAGUAACUGAGCGCGGGUGACAACGGAAAGCGGUCCAUUUAUACGACAUCCUUCAUAUCGGGCUCCGGGUCCACGUUGGCUGUCGAAUCGCUUUGAAAAUCGACUUUGUUAACAUCUACUUCUUAACGAGUACUACUAGUAUUGGUAUAAUAGAUGUCGAACUAGUGCACAGUUUUGCCUGACUGGGAACAUUUAGUCGUGCUACUAGUGAGGACAAAGCGCAUACGUGGGCCUGAAGUUUGGAUAUCAAGGAUAUUGAAUAAAUGCUGAGACGGUAGGAAAGGAAGAAUUUGUUUUGCAUGGGUGACGGCACACCUUGAACCUUUGACUCAAAUGCGGUAACGGUGCACACGUUUGAUCAUGAAUUUGCACAACGCCAAAGGGGUCUCGUAGAAGACGUUGACAGUACUGGCCCUGACUUACACGUGCACCAACUUUUCCAAGCCCACUCAGCACCCUGCGUCUCACUCGCAGUUUUAGAUCCAUAUGGCAAGCCGUUCACAUUUAGCAAGCUAGUUAACAUUGAGUCCCAUGUCAGCUCGUGCCGUUUUGCCCGACUCGUGACACAGGAGUUGUCCUUCUCGUGAGAACAUAGCGCUUACUAGUAAGUCCACGCUCCUUAAGAUGAAAGGCUAUCUAUUAACUCAUUCAGUACCAGCCAAUUCUGGAUCAAGUCUGAAAAGACGUUUAAAAACGUCUUUGGGAGUGAAUGAGUUAAAUGCUCGAACGGCUUUAUAGCAAAAGCCGUUUGAGGAUUCAUUGAAAAACGGGCCUAGUACGCUUUUUCAAUUUGGCGCACUAGUAGGAUAUUGAAUCAAGGCUCACACUUGAGCUGCAUUUAUGUAAUAUCAAAGAUCAUUGAGACCUGCACGCUGCAAAGUACUCCCAAGUCACAUCAAGUAACUUAGUUCUGUGAAAAAGACAAAAGAGUGUGCUAGUACCUGGACCUUUCAGCCAUUGGAGCAUUUCGUUCGCUGCCAUUGACGGGUAGACUUGUCAAUGAUGUUGAUGGGGGGGGCUGCUCCUCUAAAUGUCAAGCUUGGAAACAACAUUACUGACACACAACCAGCAGUGGAUGGCAGCAUUAGUAAAAAAAAAAAACAAAAAC